Annulohypoxylon truncatum is the source of this 969-nucleotide messenger RNA. Its product is annotated as Aldo/keto reductase. Bases 1 to 969 code for a protein of 322 amino acids. Gene Ontology annotation, cellular component: cytosol. Lineage: Eukaryota; Fungi; Ascomycota; Sordariomycetes; Xylariales; Hypoxylaceae. The record is from RefSeq and is a predicted model, not a curated record. Gene Ontology annotation, molecular function: D-xylose reductase (NADPH) activity. Gene Ontology annotation, biological process: D-xylose catabolic process. The transcript has 3 exons.
AUGGGCCCGACCAUCAAGCUGAGCAGCGGCCACGAGAUGCCCCAGGUGGGUUUCGGUCUGUGGAAGGUCGAUAACGCCACUGCUGCGGAUACGGUCUACAAUGCCAUCAAGACCGGUUACAGAUUGUUCGAUGGCGCCUGCGAUUACGGUAACGAGAAAGAGUGCGGCGAGGGCGUAGCGCGCGCGAUUAAGGACGGUCUCGUGAAGCGGGAGGACCUCUUCAUUACAUCCAAACUAUGGCCCGUUUUCGAAGAUGGCGAUAAGGUCGAGCCCGCCAUCAGACGCUCCCUCGCCGAUUGGGGCCUCGAGUAUUUCGACUUAUACUUGAUCCACUUCCCCGGCGCACUCAAAUACGUCGACCCAGCCGUGCGAUAUCCCCCGGGAUGGCACUACGACGGCAAGUCCCAGAUCGUUAGAUCUAACACGCCAUUGCAUGUGACCUGGGCGUCCAUGGAAUCGCUGGUAGGAAAGGGUCUCACGAAGUCGAUCGGCGUCUCCAACUUCCAGGCGCAGCUUCUUUACGACUUAUUGCGCUACGCCAAGAUUCCCCCGGCCUCCCUACAGAUCGAGCACCACCCAUACUUAGUACAGCAGGAGCUUAUAAGACUCGCUAAGGAAGAGGGUAUCGCUGUUACGGCUUAUUCCUCUUUCGGGCCAGCCUCCUUCUUGGAAUUUGGCUUCAAACACGCUAAAGCUCUGGUACCCCUAAUGAAGGAUGACCUGAUCACGAGCCUGGCGGCCAAGUAUGGCAAGCAGCCGUCGCAGAUCCUAUUGCGCUGGGCGACCCAGCGUGGACUCGCUGUGAUACCUAAGACGGUCCGUCCUGAGAUCAUGGCGCAAAACCUGGACUGCACUGGAUUCGAUCUCGAGCAGGCCGACAUCGACAGCAUCACUGACAAGGAUGCGGGCAUUCGGUUUAACCAGCCUUCGAACUACUUUGCCACGGAGAAGAUGUGGAUCUUUGGCUAA